This is a messenger RNA of Thecamonas trahens ATCC 50062, 2674 nucleotides long. RefSeq lists its product as uncharacterized. The record is from RefSeq and is a predicted model, not a curated record. Gene Ontology annotation, molecular function: metal ion binding. Lineage: Eukaryota; Apusomonadida; Apusomonadidae. The coding region runs from base 341 to 2368 and encodes 675 amino acids. The transcript has a single exon.
GGGGGGGGGGCGGGGGCGGAUUGUAGGGUGGCGGUGGCGAUGACAAAGGCGAAGGGAUGGAAGAUCAGGUGCUAUUGCUGGAAGGCUGCAUGGACGGUGGCGCUGAUCGGCUGCCGAUGGCUGAUGGCCGCGGGUCAACAACGAUGGACCACGCUAUGGGUGUGGCGCAAGACUGUGACAAACUGCGAAAGUGAAUGGCCUCUCGACGCGACAUGCGCCAAAGGAUGCGGUGAGUGUAAAACUCAAGGUACGAUUCCCUGCCACACACCGGGACCACUACAGAACACCACCAAACUUAGUCCAACUACAGACACCCACUCGUACUACUGCUUCGCCGAGUAUGAAUACUACAGCGAUGGUAGAUGGUGCGGUAGAUGCGGCACAAGAGAGUGUUGGCGGUUUUGCGGAUGUGGCCGAUUUGUCAGUCGACACGUUGAGCAACGACUUUGUCUGGCCGAGGCCGAGACAGGGGACGAAGGAGAAGAAGGACAAGUACACGACUUGUACAGGGGAGAUGUCGGAAGUGAGUGAGGAAGAGGCACACGCAUUUGCUGUGCUUGAAGGAGGGUGGGGGAGGAUGGAAGCGGCCGAGGCGGCCGAGACGUUCUCGUUCUGGGCGAGGACCAACUUGAGGUUCCCUCCCUGGCUCGCUCCCUUCUUCUCCCGUGCCAUCUGCGGAAGGUUCAACCAUCCUGCUGGCCGAGGCUGUUCCACCGGCCAAUCGUGUCGCUUUGUACAUCGCUGCUUUCUCUGCUCGGAUGGAUCACAUGGUCUGUUCUUUGAGCCCAUUGCUUGUGGUCCUCGUCGCGCUUCGUCGUCGUCGUCGGCGUCCACAUCGACUCUGUCGCUCUUGACAGGGCCGUCGCCAUCGCUUGGCUUCCCGCCGUCAUCAUCAUCGUCGGCGACGCCGCUGGCGGUGCCGGGAACAAACGAAGGAGACAGCUCGUACUUGUGCACGACUCAUUCUGCGCUAGUGACGCUCGCCAACCGGCGGGGGACGACCAUCGAUGGCCUGGCGAGCGGGAUUGCCGGAUACGACAUUGUUGCGCUGCACAUGGCUGUGUUCCGCGGAGAGUGGGCCGACAGCGCAGCCGAUGGAAGCAGCAGCACUGAGGCUGCGACAACCACUGUCGAUAGCUGCACAGGAGCGGUAAUCUCGGUGCCGGAGCAGUGGGCUCGCUUGUGGGCUGAUGUGACGGCAGCCAAUCCGAGGCAGGUUGUCCUUGUUGAUGCCGACAACCAGAGCCAUCUGCUCGACGAGCUCCUUUGUGGAGAAAAGUACGCAGCAGCAGACACGGUACUUUUGUUGUUUGUGGUCAUGUCCAAGUGGAAGACCUCGCCCAAGCGAGGGAUGCUGGAAGAGGCGGCGGCUCACGGACAGGUUGCGGGGCAGCACGCCCGGCUUGUUCUCAGCCUCGGCGACAGCAAAGACGCCGCCGAUAUUAUGCUGACCCACCAUGCGCUGGCGCUGUCACGGGAGCUGCCAAACGCCACAUCUCUAGUGGUUGCCUCGCAUGACGGCUUUGCCUCGGAGCUCGUCCGGAUCCUGCGGGCCAGUGAACCAGGACGCUCGGUUGGCCAGCUGACAGCCUUUGAUCCGGCAUCAGUGGCAGAGCCGUCGGUUGUCGAUGGCUCACAGAGCGCGGCACUGGCGACAGCCCGGGACCUGCUGCAAGUAGCAAGCGUGAGCGCACAGCCUGUAGGCGGCUCAGACGGCCCGCUAGCAGUAUACGAGGCGAACCUCGGGCACGCGUUCAAGUCCCGCUUCCCCGAGGGCUACACCACUCACCGGCUCCGCAAGCUCCUGGAGAUGGCGAUCAAGCUGGGAUGGAUGGUGAUGGACGGUACUUCAAAGGCGGCGCGGUACUUGAUCACCGCCAGGGGGGAGAGAGCGAUUGCACGCAGCGGCAUCGACGAAGCCACCAACGCCAAGUCCGUCGCCGACCUUGUGCGCAACUACGGCGGGCAGAUCUCGUUCCUCAGCCUCCAGCAGCUGUUCCCAGACUCUAGCGAGGCCAUGAUCGAGCUUCGGGUCGCCGACGCGUUGAACGCCGGUACUGUGCGCCGUGGGCCGUACAACACGCUGGUGGCGGAGGAGAGCAAUGUCGAGCACUCUUCACCUGCUCGGCCGAAGGGGAAGGCCGUGACGAGAACGCCGAUGCGGGCGGGCCUCCGCCGGUUAAGAGAGCAUCCAAGUCGCCUCUGGAUGUGGUGGUCGACGCGCUGCGCACGCGUGGAGGGUCGAUGGCCAAGUCGGCUGUGGGCAACGAGCUCAAGAAGAGGCUCGGCGCCGAUGUAUACUCCAAGGCAGUGCUGGCAAGUGUGCUGGAUGUCGGCGAGCGGCAGGGAGUACUGUGCAAGCGGAUGAAGGGCAACCACAUGUGGAUUGAUCUAAUCCCGCAGUUCUGAAUACAUGCUGGACGACCGGGGGAGUAGCUCCACACCACGUCGGCGGCGGACAGGCUAGCGGACUAGCGCUGGUGCAUGCGAUCGAGUUAUCUUUAGAGAAAAAAGGGGUGAUAAUCGAGCAAUGUGACUCAUGAGAAGCCCAUGGGGGAUCCUCCUUGAGCACAAUAGUAAGCGCUCAGCUGCGACGCUUGCGUGGGCGGGUGUCGUCUGUGGCCGAGGCUGUCGAUGCGCGGGCGCGCUUGGCGCCGACGACGGGCAUGUCGAG